AAUCAAAGUGGUCGACAGCUUUUAUAAACGCGUGAAAGAAAACAAAUAAUAUAUAUAUUUUGUGUGACUUUUCAAUAAAUAAUGGAAAACCAAAGUAAAGUGAACCAAUCAUGUGUGGAAAAUGCAGUUAAACGAACAAUUGAAGGAACAAGCAAUGGAAAUAUCAGUAGCAAACAAGGAUUACCCUUUAAGUCAUUUAUAAGGAUCGUGCAGAAAAAACGUAGAAAAUUUCACUGUGGCUAUUGUUCGAGUAUUUUUGAAACUAAGGAUGCACUUACAAAUCAUAUGCAGACACAUGUCUUGCAAAAAUGCAUUUCCGUUUACUGUCCUCAUUGUCAGAAGAAAUUCUUGUUCAGGAACCAUAAAUUCUUGAUGCAACACAUUGAGAGUCACAAAAAACCAGGAACAUCAGAGGUUGUCCAGAAGGCCCCAGGGAGGUCUGAAGAGGACUCAGAUGGGGAUUAUUACAUGUGUAAUGAAUGUGGGAAGUACUUUACUCAGAAGAAAUUGUAUGAGACUCACUUGACUGUUCACAAGAAUGAAAAAUGUGAAUGUUUUUACUGUGGUAAGGUUUUUGGGGCAAAGUACUCCAUAAAGGAGCACAUGAGACAAUGUGUAAAACGGACCAAACCGGAAGAGAAAAUUGGAAUGCCAACAAAUGUACAAAUUCGUAAAUUGGAAAAUGGUUCAGUUCAAACGAAUUGUAUCUUUCAAUGUUUCUAUUGCAAGAAAAAACUAAAUAGCUAUGAUGAGAUGAAGAUUCACAUGAGGGAUAUCCAUAGGAAAAUACCACAGAGAAUAUGUCGAGCUAAAAUCAAUGGUAAUGAUACCUAAAAAGUAUGAACUUUAAUUUUCCAGAAAAGUUAAUUGUCACUCUUCUCAACAGAUGUCCUCCAUACUUGCACAAUCUGCCAGAAAUUAUUUGAAAAUGAGAAAACACUUAAUCAACAUCUUAAGUUUUAUAGCGACAAAGGAAUUACCCAUUGCCCACCAAAACCGAUGGAGUUUACACAAAAACAUGCUUUUGUAUGUUCAAAAUGUUUUAAAGUCUUUACACUACAGUCAACAUUGAAAAUGCACCUGCUGCGAUGUCAAAUGAUCGCAGUCGAGUGCAAAUAUUGUCACAUAAAAAUAAAAAGUGAAGAUGUUUUGAAAAGUCACGAGAAAGCUCAUGAAGAUUUGGAAGAGGCAUCUAGGGUAACAGUAAAAUCUGAGCCAUUAGUAAAAUCUGAGCCAUUAGUAAAAUCUGAGCCAUUAGUAGAAUCUGAGCCAUCAGUGGAAUCUAGGACACCAUUAAAAUGCUAUCCUCCGGCAAGCGGCCUUUUUCUGGAUUUGUAAAUCGUUACGAAAUGUAUUUCAAAAUUGAAGAAAAGAAGAAGAACAAAAUACUAGACUUGUUUUUCCCUCAGAGAACUGUGAAAUGCGUGAAAUGAGUUUGAGAUUAAUUUAUUUAAUUAGCCAAAAAUCCACAGAAACGCAUGGUUUCUGUUGUAAAAUACCACAGAUGCAAUAACAAUGCAAAAGCGUGAAAAUUCUUUAAGAACAUGUUUAACAAAAAUGUCUGCAGCAUUGUGGAUUCUGGUUAAGAGGUUAAUACACAUUGCAACUCAGAUUGUGCGCAGAUUGUAAGAGAAAUUUCUCAUCAAAGCUCGUUACUCUUUGGACAUCACGAUAGAUACCACGAAGAUUUUAAGUAUAAUCUGUCAAAUUUACGAAUAAGAAGUUAUAGAGGGAAAAUGUACUGAAACAUCAACAUAAGUAUCGUCCAAGCAGUACCAAAGGAUGUCCUUACUGUAACAAGAAAAUGGCUGAAGCAAAAGCAACUCUGAAAAAAAACAAGAAAAUUCCAUAGAGAUCAAGACCGAAAUUGAUACCAUGGAUGACCAAGAACAUUAUUUUAAGAUGUAAAUACGAAAAUGACACACAUGUAAAAGUCGAAAGAAUUUAGAAGAAUUGCAAAAAAAAUGAGAAUUAAUUUACAGAAAUAACCUAAGUAUUGAUUGUGUGGAAUUUUAUUGAAUAUAACUAUUGUUUAUAACGACAA
Messenger RNA from Phlebotomus papatasi, 2044 nucleotides. Its product is annotated as zinc finger protein 569-like. Gene Ontology annotation, cellular component: nucleus. Gene Ontology annotation, molecular function: RNA polymerase II cis-regulatory region sequence-specific DNA binding; DNA-binding transcription factor activity, RNA polymerase II-specific. Bases 82 to 834 code for a protein of 250 amino acids. The record is from RefSeq and is a predicted model, not a curated record. Gene Ontology annotation, biological process: regulation of transcription by RNA polymerase II. The transcript is spliced from 2 exons. Lineage: Eukaryota; Metazoa; Arthropoda; Insecta; Diptera; Psychodidae.